Molecule: messenger RNA, 535 nt
Organism: Acanthoscelides obtectus
Lineage: Eukaryota; Metazoa; Arthropoda; Insecta; Coleoptera; Chrysomelidae
Source: the annotation of a GenBank genome assembly
CACUACCGUACGAUAAGGUUACCAUACAGAUAGACUGGUAGAGAUCACGUGAAUAAUGGUUACAACAGGAGUAACCCUCGAGGACAUAUACAAGCUGAUCAAGGAGGGUAAUCAAGAACUCAAGGGACAAAUUAAUAGCUUGAGCGAGACUGUUAGUGAAGCCAAAAGAGAAAUAAACAACAUCAAUAAUAAGUAUAGAGAUAUCGAGAAGGAAAACUCAUUAUUGAAAAGCAAAAUCCUUAAUCUAGAGAAUAAGCUGAAAAAAUAUAACAUAGUCAUCUAUGGGGUAAAGGAAAGUGAUAAGGGGCCUAUGGAAGAUACUUUAAGCACUAUCGAAGGAAAAUUAGAAUUUCAAACUUCCCCAAGUGCCGAUAAAAAUACCAAAGAACAACUGAUCCCUCAAGAUACGAAAAGAGGGGAAAAUAGACUGCAAUAUGAACCAAGCAGGGUCAACAAGUUAGUUCCAGCAGGCCCAUCUAAAAGUACUCCUACGUCUUCACACAAAGGGCCUAAACUACGCAGUACUUCAAAGUAA